Messenger RNA from Coregonus clupeaformis (lake whitefish), 1373 nucleotides. RefSeq names its product TSR2 ribosome maturation factor (gene tsr2). Gene Ontology annotation, biological process: maturation of SSU-rRNA from tricistronic rRNA transcript (SSU-rRNA, 5.8S rRNA, LSU-rRNA). Gene Ontology annotation, cellular component: nucleus. The record is from RefSeq and is a predicted model, not a curated record. The coding region runs from base 155 to 703 and encodes 182 amino acids. The transcript has 5 exons. Lineage: Eukaryota; Metazoa; Chordata; Actinopteri; Salmoniformes; Salmonidae.
AGGCUCCCAAAACAAUUUCCAAAUGUUGCCUCACAUCUAUUCUGAUGGUGGGGAGUGAUGGUCGAUGACAUCUAUGAUCAACUGCGUUACCUUGCUUGAGCAAAUUCGAAUCACUCACUGGUCACUCAUCGUGUAAUGCCUGAUUGUUUUCAAAAUGGAAGCGCAGAAGAAUGCACGUGAACUUUUCACUGAAGCAGUGAGAGCAGUCCUAGAAACUUGGCCUGUUUUACAGAUCGCAGUUGAUAAUGGGUUUGGAGGCGUGUACGGCCAACAGAAGGCAGACUGGAUGGUGGAUGUGGUCCAACAAUAUUUUCAUGACAACGCAAACCUGCAGCCAGAUGAAGUGGAGGACUACAUAGCAGACCUUAUGAACAAUGAGUUUGAUACAGUGGUGGAUGAUGGCAGUUUACCUCAGGUGGCACAGAAAGUUAGCCAGAUCUUCACGCAGUGUCAACAAGGAAAGCUUGCAGAGGUCAAAGAGCAGAUAGCCAAACUUAAGAAGAAGAGUGCAGAACGAGCCAAGGUCACACCUCAACCAAACAAUGCUGAUGGAGAGGAGAGUGAUGGAGAUGAGACAGAGUCCAUGGAGUUUGAAGCAGCAACGUCAACAAACCCCCCGAGUAGUGCAGCACCCAAACAGACAGAUAAACCCCAGUCUCAAGAGGAAGACGAUGGCUGGACGACGGUAGUGCGCAAGAAGUGACACUACUGUAGCAGUCCAAGUAAAGAACAGAGGAAGUGCCGAGUGAAUAAAUGAAUUAGGAUUUUACUGCCGCUUAAGCUCUGGAAUCGCUUCCUAACACUGUUGCUGUUUUCUUUUAUACGUGUCCCUCCUAUGGCUCUGUCAUAUUGGGAGGAUGGACAUAUCUUCUGAUGAGCUGAGGAAAACCUGGACACGUAUACCUCGGAGUUCAUUUAUGCAGGUGUCAGGAGGCAUCUGACGAACUGUCACUGUUUAUUACAAGAAUUUCAGUGUUUUUGUAAAGCUGCAUGUGUGGAAUUACAUUUAAAAAGGAGUACAUUGAAAUCCAUUUAAGUAGCGAUUAAGUAACCAUCUUUAUAGUGUAUACCACUCACCUACACAAUGGUGUGUAUUACUGAGAAAGGGAUAGAAAGUGUAAGCCUUUGCACUGAUCACAAUUACAUUAACUGUGAUCCAUGUUCUCUUUUGAUAUCAGAUGGAUAGAAGUCUACCUGCUUACAGCAUAUUACUAUUUACAGUAUCAUAGUAAAAGUUGUCUACAGUGCUAAAUACAAAACUUGUCAACAGCCAACUUAAGAAUAGUAAAUUAAGUACAUUAAAUCAAUUCACCAUCUCUUGGCCACAUUAUGACAGUGGCGUACAGUACUCUAAAUAAACUGGCUGAAUCUGG